AUGGGGAGGGGGCUGCUGAGGACCAGGGGCAUCCCGGCCAGCUCUGUGUGCCCGCCUGAUGGUCUGUACCAGCAACUGGAGUGGGCCUGUGUCUCUGGCGGCUUCUACAUCCAGAUGCCAGCAACUGGGGAGACUGGGAUCUAUGGGCAGCUACUGAGCAGACUGAGUUGGGCCUCCAUCCUCUUCAUCCAGAGAGGAGAGAAGGAUGAGGCCAUUGGUGCUGUCUGUAUAAUCUUUAAUACCUGUUAUCCCAGUGUGUAUGAAACAAUCCUUUUCAAGAUGUAUGGAAUAUCACACGUUGCAUUGACACCAGGAGCAAGUUCAACAAUGUUCAGUGGAGAACAUAGACGCAGCCUCUCACAACAUAUUUUUCCAAGUUAUGCUUGUGCCUUUUUGGAUGAUGACCCUGCCUAUGAGUGUUGUUCCACAAAUCCUCUGCCAGGCUCCCUUUCCAUGUGUCGCCGCAGCCCUCGACUGCUUUCUAAUGGUUAUUACAUUGUGACAGAAGACAGUUUUCUCUCAGAUGAAGAUGGCAACAUAACGCUGACACCAUCCCAGACAAAUGUUACAUAUAAAGAGAAUUUGGUUCGCGUAUUCAGACGGAGGAAGAAAAUCCGUCGCUCUCUUGGCAGCUUGUUCAGCCUCGGUGCCUCCAGUUCGUGGCUCAGCAGCACCAUCCUCAGCGAUGUGGAUUCUUCCCGUGUCGAUGAUCCUUGGCCUGAUGGAUGCAGUAAACUAGAAGCCAUUCAGAGUGAUAUUGGUGAUUCAGAUUUUUCUUCUGCAUAUAAUAGCCGUGUGCCACAAAGGCAGACUCCAGCAUCUAAUGGAGCCUUUCUCACCAAAGACGAGGAAUUUCUUCAGCCCGAAAAACUAUUUUGUGCUUCACAGUCCUGCUCUCCGUUUAUGAUAAAUGGAAAUGAAGAGACUUUGAGCAAUGCAAAGUCCGGGACAGUGCAAAAUGUGCUUUCUCAUAUGGUUGCACUGAUCAUGUGUUUAAUCAUUACGAUAUGUACAAGAUAUUUUCUGGGAGGAUUGUCUGCCACUUUGUUGCUGAUAAUUUUAGUUUUUCUUGUGUCCCAAGAUGCUACUGUGUCACCUUUCUUCAGUCUUGACACAUCUUUCAAAACAGCUAAGUUUUGCUCUUCAGCAUCAAACUACUGGAUACCGCCUUAUGGCCAUCGUUACACAUGUUCCUGUGGAAAAAGAUAA
Messenger RNA from Opisthocomus hoazin, 1209 nucleotides. The record is from RefSeq and is a predicted model, not a curated record. Lineage: Eukaryota; Metazoa; Chordata; Aves; Opisthocomiformes; Opisthocomidae.